Messenger RNA from Knipowitschia caucasica, 2607 nucleotides. The record is from the annotation of a GenBank genome assembly. NCBI's taxonomy places the organism in Eukaryota, Metazoa, Chordata, Actinopteri, Gobiiformes, Gobiidae.
AUGGAGACGCUGUUUUACUUGCUGGCCCUGGCGUUUGCCCGACACUGCUGGGGUCUGGGUUAUGACACCGGGGUUCAAAGUUACCAAACUGGACAGCGCGCAGCAAGUCGUCACAGGAACUGGUGUGCGUACGUGGUGACACGGACGGUCAGCUGCGUGAUGGAGGACGGCGUGGAGACGUACAUCAAACCGGAUUACCAGCGGUGCACGUGGGGCCAGUGUCCUAGAGUGGCAUACCGGACGUACCGGCGGCCGCGGUAUAAAGUGGCCUAUAAGAUGGUGACGGAGAUGGAGUGGAAGUGUUGUCAUGGUUACUCCGGAGAAGACUGUCACGAGGGGCCCAGGGUCUCCACAACAACACACACGGGACGUCCCAGAGUCACUCCACCGGGGCACAACUCUGGAGGAGGAGGGGGGCAGAGGGGCGGCGCUGGUGACAAUGAGAAAAUCCGGCAGCUGGAAGAAACUAUUCGUGGUCUGACCAAGGACCUCCAUAACAUGCAAGCCACCAUCAACGGCAUCAACCAGAAACUACCUGGUUUGACUGGGAGCAUCACCCCGUCAGACUCUGCACAGCCUCAUAUGAAGGAGACCAUCAACAGCAUUCAGCACAAACUGGACCACCUCUACAACAGAACAGAGGUUCACGAUCGGACACUGUCGAACAUAAACAACCACCUGGGGAAUGGAGGAAAUGAGCUGGAGGGCGGAGGAGGCGGACACGGGGGAGGGGGCGGAGUCACCGGGACUGAGCUGAACUCAAUGAAGGAGCAGAUCCUGACUGAGCUGGAGAGGAGGGUCACUCUGUCCUGCUCCGCCUGCCAGGCAGGAGUGGAGGACUUGAGGCGCCAACAGCAGGAGGACCGCGAGCGCAUCCGUGCUCUGGAGAAACUGGUCAGCUCCCUGGACCAGCAUGUCAGGACGAGCCUGGACAUCACCCGCACUGAAUCCGAGCGGUCAAAAACCUGCUGCGACUCCAUCACUGAGCUCGAGAGGAGAAUCACCGACACCGACGCACGGGUCACCUCCACCUCCAACAAGUGUGACGUCAUCAAAGGGCGCCUGGACAAAGAGCUAGCAGGUUCAGGUGGAAGUAGCGGCAAGGGAAGAGUUACAGAGGACAGGCUGAACGGCAGACUGCGCGACUUGGAGAAAAAGCUCAACAAUACAAUGAGGAAAACAGAGCAACGAUGUGCAAAUUCUGGCAACAACUUGAAGGAUACCGUUCAAAGAGAUGUCACCCAAUUGCGUAAUCUUGUCAUUGGGCGUUUGGACGAUAAUAGCUUCAAAAUAGGAAAAGUUGAGAUUGACGUUGCCGUUCUUGGAGAUACGGAGGAAGUGGGGCGUCUGAGAGAAGAGGUGGAGGAGUGUACGGGCCAGUGCAAAGUCAACAUCAACGAUCUGAAAAACCGCUUAGAUGGACACAACGCUAAUAAUGGGCGGUUGGGUGGUGAUUUGAAGUCCAUACAAGGAGAACUGGACAGGGUCAAGAACUCCUUCAACUCCUUCAAUGACACGUUGAAGGGUCUUGACAGAACUACGAAUGAUUACGGAAGGGCACUCAUCAAUCUGAGAAACAGCAUUCUGGCAGAGGUGGAUCGGCUGGAUAAAGACUUGACAGGUCACCGUGACGAUUCAAAAAUCCGGUUCGGGAGCCUGGGCAAAGAGAUUGAGAUCUUGAACCGCAAUUACUUGACGGAGGUGGGAGAGUGCCGGCGGUCCAGCGAUGGUCUCGACCGCAGACUGUUCAAGCUUGAAGGAGUAUGCGGACGGUUCGACUCCUUCUCUGAGACUCUGGAGAGGAUCAAGGAGGGUCUGAACCGGCACGUGACCGGACUGUGGAGCUGUGUGAACGGACUGAACGCUACUGUGAUCGGACACGGCGAGGUGAUUCAUGACCUACGGGACGUCCAGCUGGAGAAGGUCCGAUCCAACAUCCACAAGAUCAACUCCUCACUGCUCGACCUGGCCAAAGACUUUCACAACUUCAUAGAACAGGACUUUACAGGACCUCGGGGGUUGCCAGGUCCCAGGGGGGAGAAGGGAGAUCGAGGAUCCCAAGGCGUUGUUGGACCCCAAGGCAGAGUGGGACUUCCUGGACGAGAAGGACCAGAGGGGCCAGUUGGACCUCCAGGACUCCGAGGGGAACAAGGUCUUCCAGGCUCUGACGCCCAUGUGCCCCGCCUCUCCUUCUCCGCUGCUCUGACGCGGCCAAUGAGAGGAGCCGGAACGAUCCCAUUCGAUAAAGUCUUUGUCAACGAAGAUAACAAUUAUAACCCCAGAACAGGUUACUUCACCGCUCCAGUGCGAGGAAAGUACUUCUUCAGUGGAAUUCUCACCGGUCACAAGAACAUGAAGAUUGAGGCAGUCCUGUCCAAAUCCAACACUGGCGUGGCACGGGUGGACUCGGCCGGGUACCAGCCUGAGGGUCUGGAGAAGCCCAUGGCAGAAGCUAAACACAUCCCUGGAGCUGUGGCUGUGUUCAACAUCAUCCUGGCUCUGGAGGCCGGGGACACGGUGUGCAUCGACCUGGUGACGGGCCGGCUGGGGUACUCCUCAGAGCCCCUCACGGUCUUCAGUGGGAUGUUACUGUACCAGACGCUGUGA